Messenger RNA from Cryptomeria japonica (Japanese cedar), 879 nucleotides. RefSeq names its product cysteine-rich repeat secretory protein 55-like. The record is from RefSeq and is a predicted model, not a curated record. NCBI's taxonomy places the organism in Eukaryota, Viridiplantae, Streptophyta, Pinopsida, Cupressales, Cupressaceae. The coding region runs from base 1 to 879 and encodes 292 amino acids. The transcript has a single exon.
AUGCCGAUCGCCCACAAUACAAUGUUUCAGCAAAUGCUCCUCGUUUUCCUGUUAUUGGGCAUCGCUAUGUUGUUCAUUGUUGCGGGAGCGAUCAUUACCUGCAAUCCUGACAACUAUACAAGUUUUAAAUUCGGGAAGAAUUUGGAGAUGGUUCUGGAUGAUCUUGUGAACCAUACAUCAUCCUCAAAUGGUUUCAACACCUCUGUCUCUGGCCAAAAUCCAGACAAAGUUUAUGGACUUCUGCAAUGUAUAGGGGACACAACGGAGGAGGAAUGUCUGAGCUGCUCAAAACAAGCAAUCUCCACCGCUCGCGAGCUUUGUGGAAAUGCCACUGGAAGUAAAUUAUGUCUGGACAAGUGCUUCUUACGCUACAAGAAUUUUAGCUUCGUCGGAAAACUGAAUACCGAUGAGAAGCCUUUUUCCAAUCCAGUGAAGAUUAAGGAUGACCCUGAUGGGUUUAGUGUGGCAGUUCAGGCACUUUUCAGAAAUCUGACAGAUGACGCCCUUCGAUCUCCUAUUCGAUAUGCUUCUGGACAAACAAGCGCUCCUUCAUUUAACCAGAUAUUCGGUAUUCUUCAGUGCUGGAGAGAUAUAACUUCUGUUGAAGACUGCAACACAUGCUUAAAACUUGCAAUUCAUUCGAUGUUAGGGGCAACGGAUAAUGGAACUCAUGAAGGAGGUCAGGGUUGCUUGGGAAGUUGUGUUGCUCAUUAUAAAAUUAGACCAUUCUUUACUCCUGCGCCUCCUCCGCCUUCCCUCCAAAUGCCAUCUCAACAACCGAUUCAGCAGCCACUUAUAACACCCAGUAAUAUGCAUAUCGAUAUUCUCUUAAAAGCUAAUUUUACUUAUCUUGCUAUAGUGGGCAAUGCGAUUGACUAG